UUAAAAUGUAAAAUAAAAUAUUUAAAGCAAUAAACAUUCUAAUAAUAAUGAUGAUGAUAUUGCAGUUAAAUACAAGGCAUACCUAAUACACAUACAUGUGUGUUUUAAGCUGCUUUUUAAAAAUGGCUGACUGCAGACGUUCGCUGGACGUCUUGUGGCUCGGAGGGCCGCGGUUCACAUUGAGCGAAUAUAGAUUAAACAUAACUUCUUUAUUGUUUUUGUUCUUGGAACAGGAAGUAAUCCAGCGUCUGAUGAUCUCGGACACGGUUGUGGAGCGUAUGCGGUUCCACCGAAGGCGCUAGUCCAUUUUAUAGCUGUAUAAACACAUCACAUGGCUUUAAAAUGAAUUCUGUAUUGAACAGGAAGCGGUAAAGUGCUACAGUACUGCAGUAAUAUAUUCAGGCUUUGCUGCUCGAGGAAGAAAUCUUUCCGACACAUGAACGUUAUUCUGAAUGAGCAGAUCAUGUGGUUUUUAAACGGAUACGAUUAGGAGGUGCUGUACUCUUUCUUUCUGUCUGUCUUUGAGGUGUGCGGCGGGACUGGGAUCCCAUAGGAUGCAAGAGAAAAGUAGCGCAGGUGGUAUUUAUUUUCAGGGGCACGGUGGCUUAGCGGUUACCACGUAUGCCUUGCACCCCUGGGGUUUGGGGGGGUGGGGGUUUGAAUCCUAGCUCUACCCUGUGUGCGUCUUCUCCCCAUGCUUCACGGGUUUCCUCCAGUACUCCGGUUUAAUCCCCCAGUCCAGAGACGUGCAUCGUAGGCUGAUUUGGCAUUUCCAGAUUGGGUUGGCACCCUGUCCUAGGUGUCCCCUGCCUUGUACCCUUGGGAAGUUCCUUGGGAUAGGCUCCAGGCUGCCUGUGACCCCUUGUAGGAUGAGCAGUGUGGGAAAAUUAAUGGAUGGAUAUAGUAUUUCCAAGGACAUUGUGGUAGGUUACAUUUUUUAUUUUUUUUAUUUUUUUCAUAUAUACUAUAUCAGGAUUAGGCCACACCCACUUUGGGUUCAAAUCUGAACACAGAUAUGAAUAUUUGUCAUCUUCUUGCACCGCUAAACAAAUGCACACGUGAACAAUGCAUCACACCGAUCUCAACCGGACACGAAAUGAAGGUCCACUUCGUUGCAUUACCGCGGAAAACCACCAUUUUAUCCGCGACUUAAACCUGAGCUCGGAGUUGAGGCGUUCACGCCGGUCUCGCGCUUCUGAUAUCACCAGACUUGGAGUUUUGCGCACAGGUUUCACCCAAAUAAGAGUCGUUUCAGGAUCAUAGUGAGAAUGAAGCGUCCUCGUGAGCAGUGUCUAGCUGUGAUUUUUAUUUAUUUAUUUUCCUUCUUUCCUCUCCAGCGGAGGAGGUGGAGCGGCUGGCUGCCAUGCGUUCCGAGUCGCUCGUGUCCGGCACGCACACGCCGCCGAUUCGCCGCAGGAGCAAGUUCGCCACGCUCGGCCGACUCUUCAAGCCCUGGAAGUGGAGGAAGAAGAAGAGCGAGAAGUUCAAGCAGACCUCAGCAGCUCUGGAGAGGGAGAUGUCGGUGAGACAGAGCCGGGAGGAGCUGAUCAAGCGUGGAGUGCUGAAGGAGAUCUUCGAGAAAGCUCCUAUUGAAUUCCGGGCCUCCAUGGAAGGCAGUGUUUGUCCUCAGGACCCCCCCCUGAAGUCGUCCCUGGUUCUGCCUGCUAAGAAAACGGUAAAUUUUCAAAAUGAGGUUCAGGAGAACCCUCCGAAAGCCGCGCUCUUCCACAAGCAGCCUCCCGCUCUGCCGCCGAAGCCUUUUACCCGGCAGCUGAACCACAACAUGGAGCCAUGUCAGACCCUGAAGCUGCCCUGCGUUCAGGGGAAACACUCUCCUCCACUUCCUCCUAAGAAAGUGAUGAUCUGCGUGCCGUCCGGAGGCCUGGAGCUGCCCGUCUCUUCCCCGAGCCCUCUCGCCACCUACCCCGGGAAAUGCACUCCCAUGAUGUACCACGGCAGCCUGGGGGGGCAUCACGGACACCCGCACCAGCUGCAGUACGGCAGCGUGCCCAGCCGCAUCAUCGAGGAGCUCAACAAGACGCUGGCGCUGUCCAUGCAGAGGCUCGAGAGUUCUGCAUUGCAUUCUGGGCAGUGUGGUCUUUUAGAGAGCAGGUCGGUGCCCACGGUGGUGAUCGACUGCGAGGACGAUAAAGAGAACAUGCCCAGUGAGUCGGAUUACGAGGACUUGCCCAGCAUGUAUAAGGACGACCUGGAGGAAGAGGACGAGGAGGACGACGAAGAAGAUGACGACUCGCUAUUUACAAAUACUUUAGCCCUGAAGGUGCUGAGGAAAGACUCGCUGGCUAUAAAGCUGAGUAACAGGCCGUCUAAGAGGGAGCUGGAGGAGAAGAACAUCCUGCCCAUGCAGACAGACGAGGAGAGGCUGGAGUCCAGACAGCAGAUCGGUUCCAAACUCACACGGAGACUGAGCCAAAGACCCACAGCAGAGGAGCUGGAGCAGCGAAACAUCCUGAAACCACGGAAUGAACAGGAGGAGCUGGAGGAGAAGAGGGAAAUCAAACGGAGACUCACGCGCAAGCUCAGCCAACGGCCAACGGUGGAGGAACUGCGGCAAGCCAAGAUCCUGAUCCGCUUCAGCGAUUACGUCGAGGUCGCCGACGCUCAGGACUACGACCGGCGGGCUGAUAAACCCUGGACACGCCUCACUGCGGCAGACAAGGCUGCCAUACGGAAGGAGCUCAACGAUUACAAGAGCACGGAGAUGGAGGUGCAUGAAUCCAGUCGCCAUUUAACCAGGUACGCAGACGCAGGAGGAAAUAGUUUAAAAAGUCUAAAAAAAGAGGCGGGUCUAAAACCAAGUGAUGGUCUACAAAUUAGUAAGGAACGCUGAUCACGUUCAGAAAGGGACAUCAUUUCGAUUUGAUACUAUUUCACCGUUUUAACGGACCGUAACGAGGACCAACGUUUAGCCUUUUAUUUAUUGUGUCAUUACUCUUUAAAUUUAAUUUAUAUAUUGUUUUCUUUUGUUGUUUGCUUCUUUUUUUUUCUUUUUUUUGUUCCUAAAUACAUUGCAUUCAAAAUCUGAUCUGGUGACAACAUUUAGGGUGAAAAUGAUCAAAGGGCAGUAAAAGACACAGAAGAGCCCACCGUCAUCGAGAAAUCCAGAUCGUUUAUGAAUAUGCAAAUUGCCAAAACGCCUACCAUCCGACAAGCUCCGCCCCUUUUCCUAGUUUAAUUCCGUGUGUUUGUGAAACCGAAGCGAUCCGUUUUGCUUUGAUUCAGACUCGGCAAACAGACUAAUACGGGCCGGCGCACUCGUAGAGAAGUGUAUUCGAUAUCCGAGUGUGAUUAUUUACCCGUUACGCAUGUCUGAUUUAUUCAUCUGCAGGUUUCACAGGCCGUAGACGAGCGUGGACCGGACUGGACCGGACCACAGGUGCUGGUCAGAUCGAUGGUGCACGAAAUCACACUAAAAGCCAAGUCCUUGAGAGGGAGGGGGCAAAUAUUUUAUGCCUUUUACAAAACCCAGGACGUCGCCCUAAACCUCACCAGCCUGAAAAAGGAAAAAAAAAAACAUAUACACACGUCCACGUGGUGGUAAAACGUGCGUGUUUUUGCCAUGAAGAGCCCUGGAAACGGCUUUUCAUGCAUUGACGCGUCAAAUUUUUUAUUUUUCCUUUCUUUCUUUUUGAUUCACUUUUCUUUUUUUCUUUUUUUCCUUUUUUUCUUUCUCUUUUCCAUCCACACACUCCACUCACUGUUCAUGUCUUCUCCAGGACGGUCAGAAGGUGGCGCCGGACCUGCUCCGGCUCAGACCGAACGAUUUCAUGUGCAAUAUGUGAAUACGUGUUUUGCUCAUCGUUUCUCUGGCGCCCUCUGCUGGCCAGCAUCAUUAUACACUUACACACACACGCACGCUCUCACACUGUACAGACUCUAAGGACCUCUGCAGUAAACUGUGAGCGGCGGAGCUCGGACGGCGCUUUGUGCUCUCGCCACGUGUACAUUAUGUUUAUACCGGAUUAUUGAGUAGAAUAUUUUAAACGUGUAAAAUGCAUUAUUAUACAAAUAAGGAAUGGAAAACUUUUUAUUUAAAUAAGGAAGGGCUUGCUUGGGGAGCGGUUGGAGGAUGCAGAUAUGUAUAUGAUUAUAUAUGAAAAGUGUCCCGUUUUUUUUAUUUGUUUUUUUUUUUUUUCGCUGUUUGUGCGUCAGUUUCUUUUUAAAUCAUUAUUUAUUAUAUUUUUAUUUAAUUAUAAGGCUGCCUUUUUUUUCGUUAAUUUUUUUUUCUUCCUUUUUUUUUUUUUUUUUUAAAUUUUUUCUUCUUAAAGCUCAACCCAAAUCUCAGUUCGAAGCCCAGGGAUUUUUAUUAAAUUAUUUAUUAAUGUUACUUUUUUUUUUUUGGCCAAUGGAACCACACAUCUGCUUCUAGGAUUACGGGAUCGUCGAGUCGCGUACGUGCGCCAGAUGCAGAAUAUUCUCCCACGUUUAACCUGACUUUACUUUUUAUUUCUAAAGCUGAUCAGACUGAGCAAUAUUUUUAAUGCCUGUAGAGAAAUGUCAUGAUGCACCUGUUUUAGAUAUCUGCAGUAAUCUUGUUUAAAAAAAAAGACAAAAAAAAACCCAACCCAUCGCUGUAACGUGUAGAAUGGACUAAACCACUUCUUUGAAGGCCAAUAUUCUAUGUGUUACUUUUAUUUUUUAAUCAUUUCUAUAACUUGGAGCGUUUUAUCUGGAAUUCGAAUGAUAGUACAUGAUUGAUUAUUUUUUUUUAUUUUGUUAAUUUUUUUUCCAGGAUGUUAAUCGCGGUCAUACAUAUAAACUGCAUGAACACUGACGUGAAUGCUACAUUUCCAUCACCGUCAGGUCAGGAAUAAUCCUUCUCUCAGACUCCGAAACUGUCGUCUUUUUCCCGGAUGCGAGUUUGGUAAACCGCGUAGCCGCGACGCGACGCGCGGCCGCCUCGUCACUCGUCUCCAACCGCUCCGAUUUACUCUUCAAAGGGGAAGCCGUGAAUUAUGUCCCGGUCUCAUUAGCAUAUAAUUAGCAUGCAUCACCCGACACGACGUAAUGAAUUACUGAGACUUUUUUUGUUUUUGUUUUGAGGGAUUGCGAUUAACCUGGCCACCUUCGUCACCACUGAUUUUAUCACGGGAAACAAUAAUGACCGCGCUCAUGAUUUUUCUACCAACGUUUCUAUGAAAAUUGUAUAAAACUGAAAAACAGACCGGAAAGUUCGGCACGUGUCGUUUCACACGUGUAUGAACGUGGAUCUGUAACGGAAGGUCACUGCAGGUCAAACGCAGCAAACAUUUACAGCUGCGUGCGAAAGUUUGCACUCCCACAUCCUUUUGGUUCUAACUUAAAAUGAAUCAAUCGAUCAAAUAAAAUGAAAUCCCUGCAUCUGUACUGAUGCCGAAUGAAGAACCCUCUCGGUUUCCCAAAAGAACAUUUGACUUAUUAACUUAUCUUUAAACGUUUUUACCAAAAAGAAGAAGGAAGGGGGGGGAAAAUAAGAGAUUUAAUCAUGUGGAAAGGUCGCUGUGGUGGAAAACAGCUACUGGGUUAUCAGCAGUCGUUCUGGGGAACUACUUCCUCCACCAUCUUGUUUAUUUUUUUAAGAAGUGUAGGAGAAAAGCUUCUCUCUAGCGCCUUAAAGGGUUCGUCGACUUGUCCAUCUUUAGGGGAAAUGCUUAAAAGUUCUACAGUGCCAAAAAAACAUCUUAGCAAGUGAAACUAUCUUGAAUAUAGUCAUAUUUAUCAAGUGCUUCCUAUUCGAUCACAGUAAUCCAGAUGUAUGAUUAUUAACCCCGUUUCUAGACGUUGUACGCGUUUCAGGUGUGAAACCGGUCUCUUCUUUCUGGCGGAUCCUUUUUUUUUUUUUUUUUUUCCCAAAAAUUUGCUUUGGAAGUUGUGAAAUUUCGAAGAACCACAUUGUCCGCCAGUAGAAUACGAUCAUUUUAAAGCUUGAAAUGUUAAAACAGACAGAAUAAUCGUGUAUAUAU
Molecule: messenger RNA, 5963 nt
Organism: Ictalurus furcatus (blue catfish)
Lineage: Eukaryota; Metazoa; Chordata; Actinopteri; Siluriformes; Ictaluridae
Product: phosphatase and actin regulator 1-like
Exons: 10
Coding region: 1364-2851 (495 amino acids)
Biological process (GO): cell motility; stress fiber assembly
Molecular function (GO): actin binding
Source: RefSeq, a predicted model, not a curated record